AUGGCCCAACAGGCUGGUACUCAAGUGGCUGAGGUUCACCCGUCCCCGCAAGUCGGCAAGUCGAACGCGAAAGUUGCCUCGUGUACGACGGAGCAAUCGUCCGUAGUAAUCGAUGCGAAUUGGCGCGACGUGAACGCGGUGGGUACGGCGAACCCGUGCGUCGCUGACGCCAAGUGGAACUCGACGACGUGCUGGACUCCACAAGAGUGCGCUGAGACCUGUGGACUUGAAGGUGCCGACUAUGCCGGUAACUUCAGCAUCACCACAGCCGGUCAAACGCUCAGUCUGAAGCUCGAAACACCAAGCGGGGUCGGCACACGAGUGUACAUGCUGGACGCGUCUAGGACCAAGUACAAGCAGUUCCAACUGCUGAACCAGGAGUUCAGCUUCGACGGCUUCGACGUGGACGUGUCGAAUCUGCCGUGUGGCUCCAACGGAGCGCUCUACUUCGUACAGAUGGAUGCCGAUGGCGGCACUGCGUGCUUCCCAGCUAAUACUGCUGGCGCUGCGUAUGGUACUGGCGCCUGUGACGCUCAAUGUCGCCAAGACGUCCAUUUCCUUGAUGGCGAGGCCAAUAUGGACGGCGCGUACGGUUCUUGCUGUGCCGAGAUGGAUAUCUGGGAGGCUAACAGUGUGGCCACGGCCUACACGAGUCACGCGUGUUCUACGAGUGGCCAGCAGAAGUGCACCUCGGUCGAGGACUGCGGAAGCACGGACGAGACCCGUUACACUGGCUGGUGCGAUAAGAACGGCUGUGACUUCAAUCCCUUCCGCAUGGGUCACCGAGAGUUCUACGGUCGUGGCAAGGACUUUGACAUCGACACGACUCGUCCCUUUACGGUCGUGACGCAGUUCGUGACCGCCGACAACACCGACAGUGGUGAACUGGUGGAGAUCCGUCGACUCUACAAGCAGGACGGACGCGUGUUGGAAAACCCCAGCAGCUCAUGGUCCGCCUUGAAUGGGACCGACUCCAUCACCGACGUGAUGUGCAACACGUCCAAGACGUAUUUUGACGACCCCGCGUAUUUCACGAGCGGGCUCGCGAAGCUUGGACAAGAUAUGGUUGGCGGCAUGACGCUGGCUAUGAGUGUCUGGGUCGACUACGGCCUUAACAUGAGCUGGCUGGACAGCCACUUCCCUGGGGACGAUCCGACGCUGCCUGGCGGGUUGCGUGGCAAUUGCCCGUUUCCUGGUGGCGACCCGGAGACGGUUUUUGCCGAAAAUCCGAAUGCUGGAGUCAAGUUCAUGAACAUCCGCUCGGGUGACUUUGGAUCGACUUACUAG
Molecule: messenger RNA, 1287 nt
Organism: Phytophthora sojae
Lineage: Eukaryota; Oomycota; Peronosporomycetes; Peronosporales; Peronosporaceae
Product: putative glycosyl hydrolase family 7 protein
Exons: 2
Coding region: 1-1287 (428 amino acids)
Biological process (GO): carbohydrate metabolic process
Molecular function (GO): hydrolase activity, hydrolyzing O-glycosyl compounds
Source: RefSeq, a predicted model, not a curated record